AAAUGGUACAAUAGAAGUGGCGAUGCAAACGAUGUUGGUGUAGCUGUCAAUUAAUUUUGUUGUUCCAACUUUUCUUUCAGCCCCUCAAAUUCUCCGCCCCCAUAUUCUAUUGCUUUUAUAAAUUGCAUCCCAUUCUUUACUUUCUCAUUCCGUCUUCUUGGAAAUCUCCAAUUUCUUUUGAGCCAUAUAAAGAUCAAAUAUCAAAUGGCCACCAUUUUCCAGGCAUUAGGAGGAGCUGCUGCUGCAGCAGCAGCUUCUUUAACCAACUCCUUUGAUUCAAAGAAAUUACUUUUGCCUUCCUCGCGCAGAUCCCUCGCAGAGAGAAAAGCUAGCAGCUUUUUGGUGGUGAGAUCUGAUGGCAGUUUGAAUCUGAAUCUUGGGAGUUCUAAUGGUAGAGCUCGUACGGUUGAUAAAUUGAUUACAAAUGCAGUUGCAACAAAGGCUGAUACUUCUGCAGCUUCCUCUGCAUCGAAACCUGGGCAUGAACUACUACUUUUUGAGGCCCUUAGAGAAGGUUUGGAAGAGGAAAUGGACAGAGAUCUGCAUGUCUGUGUCAUGGGUGAAGACGUGGGUCAUUAUGGAGGUUCUUACAAGGUUACUAAAGGCCUAGCUGAGAAGUAUGGGGAUCUCAGAGUUCUUGACACCCCUAUUGCUGAGAACUCCUUCACUGGUAUGGGCAUUGGAGCUGCCAUGACUGGCUUGAGGCCAAUUAUUGAGGGUAUGAACAUGGGAUUUCUUCUUCUAGCCUUCAACCAGAUCUCAAACAAUUGUGGCAUGCUCCACUAUACAUCAGGUGGCCAGUUUACUAUACCAGUUGUCAUUCGUGGGCCUGGGGGAGUUGGACGACAACUUGGAGCCGAGCAUUCACAACGCCUCGAGUCAUAUUUUCAAUCAAUCCCUGGAAUCCAAAUGGUUGCAUGUUCAACCCCUUACAAUGCCAAGGGCUUGAUGAAAGCUGCAAUCCGAAGUGAGAACCCGGUCAUACUUUUUGAGCAUGUCUUGCUUUACAACCUCAAGGAGAGAAUCCCAGAUGAAGAAUACAUUUGCAAUCUUGAGGAAGCUGAGAUGGUUAGGCCUGGAGAGCAUGUCACUAUCUUAACCUAUUCCCGGAUGAGAUAUCAUGUGAUGCAGGCCGCCAAAACUUUAGUGAACAAGGGAUAUGAUCCCGAAGUAAUUGAUAUCAGAUCAUUGAAACCAUUUGAUCUUCACAUGAUUGGAAAUUCUGUGAAGAAGACACAUCGUGUUAUGAUUGUGGAGGAAUGCAUGAGAACUGGUGGAAUUGGUGCUAGCUUGACUGCAGCUAUCACUGAAAAUUUCCAUGACUAUUUGGAUGCUCCAAUUGUGUGCUUGUCUUCACAAGAUGUGCCAACUCCUUAUGCAGGGACAUUGGAGGAAUGGACAGUGGUUCAACCUGCCCAGAUUGUGACAGCAGUUGAGCAGCUGUGCCAGAAGUUACAGUAGCAUGAAUAGUCCUUGCUAUUGUAGAAGAGCGGCAGCUAUUCUCUAUUUUUGUUCUCAGCUUUGUUCGAAAUUGUUAUUUAAUACACUUUGUUGAGAUGCCUGCCAAGUUGAGGUUUUUAGUUUGUUCUUUUGGAAGCAAAUACCAUGCCAUUAGUUGCAGCAGGUAGAUAUGUGGAAUUGUUAUCUCUACACCUAGGCUUCUUUAUCAAGAUAAAGUUACGUAACUACAGCCUAAUUUGUUAUGUGUAAUGUUAGAUGUGAUCUCAGUUACAUGUGGGUAUUAAAAGCAAGAGAGUCCCAUUUGGGCUUUUUACUUUUGCA
Messenger RNA from Populus trichocarpa (black cottonwood), 1782 nucleotides. RefSeq names its product pyruvate dehydrogenase E1 component subunit beta-3, chloroplastic. Bases 205 to 1461 code for a protein of 418 amino acids. Gene Ontology annotation, molecular function: pyruvate dehydrogenase (acetyl-transferring) activity. NCBI's taxonomy places the organism in Eukaryota, Viridiplantae, Streptophyta, Magnoliopsida, Malpighiales, Salicaceae. The transcript has 4 exons. The record is from RefSeq and is a predicted model, not a curated record. Gene Ontology annotation, biological process: pyruvate decarboxylation to acetyl-CoA.